Molecule: messenger RNA, 1601 nt
Organism: Hippopotamus amphibius kiboko
Lineage: Eukaryota; Metazoa; Chordata; Mammalia; Artiodactyla; Hippopotamidae
Gene: PRCD
Product: photoreceptor disc component
Exons: 5
Coding region: 125-289 (54 amino acids)
Cellular component (GO): photoreceptor outer segment membrane
Molecular function (GO): opsin binding
Source: RefSeq, a predicted model, not a curated record
UUGAGCCUUCUAAUCCGUUGCCUGCAGGAGCCUCAGGACGGACAGCAGGGGCUCGUGAGAGCGGGCAGGGCCAUCUUGGCCUUCUCCUGCAGACUCGGUCUGGAGGGGAUGGGGCAGCUGAGCCAUGUGCACCACCCUCUUCCUGCUCAGCACCUUGGCCAUGCUGUGGCGCCGCCGAUUCGCCAGCCGGGUCCAACCAGAGCCCAGUGGAGUCGAUGGGGCAGUUACGGGCGGCAGCUUGGAAACAGACCUCCAGUCCUCAGGCAGGGAGAAAGAGCCUCUGAAGUAAGCCCUGGCCUCUUCAGGCAGAGGUCAGCCCCAGGGCCUGGGAUCAGCUGGCAGCUCAAGUCCUGCUGUGCCCCCCACCCCCGAUGGAAACAGCAGCCGCAGGAGGGAGAGGGCCACGGAGAAGACAUUUCUGCACGGUAGAUGCAGAAAUGAAUUAAGACUUCCUGCCACAAACAACCAGAAAACUGAGCAAAAUAUAAGAAACAGGCACUUGACGACAGGCAGCACACAAGAUGGUGACCUUAUGACUGCCUCAGCAUCUGCCUCAGAUGGUUUCCUGCCUGCCGCGUGGGAAGGGCAGAUGACGCAGACCACAGUGGUCUCACUAGGGGUGAGGAGACAUGAUCAGAAUUCAAGAAAGUGCAGGGGGUUCCAAAGGAUAUACGCACAGAUCAAUGGCAUCCAAUGGAAUACAGAAAGCACUAACCAUAAAAGCAAAGUGGGUAAAUUGGACUUGAGCAAAACUGGAAAGACUGGGAGAGAAUAUCUGCCAAGCAAACAUCUGAGAAAGGACCUGUAACCAGAAUAUAUGAAGAGCUUUCACAACGCAGUAAGAAGAUAGGCCAAUAAAAAAAAGGAGGGUUUUAAUAGACACUUCACGGAGAAGUAUGCACAGGGCCAGUAAAUACACAGAAAGAUGCCCAGCAUCUUAGUCAGCAGGGAAGUGCAUGUUAAAAUCACAGUGAGAUACGAUGACACACCCGCCACAAGACGGACCAUAGCAGGUGCUGGCGAGUGAGCGUACAGAGCAAGUGUAACUGUAAUAAAACGUUGCUGGGGAGUGUACCUGUCGCAAACCACCUGGGAAGCCAGUUCAGCACUCUCCCUUGCAGUUACCCAAGAGGAAUGAAAACUUACAUCCACAAAAAGAUUUGUGCAGAAAUGUUCGUUGCAGCUUUAUUAAUCAUAGUUCCAAACUGGAAACAGCCUGGAUGUCCACCAGCCAUGCACAUGGAUAAAAAAUACGGUGGUAUAUUUGUAAGAUGGAAUAAUAUUCAGUAAUUAAAAAGGAAAUGAACUACUGAUGUAAGCCACAACACGGGUAAUUGAGAGAAGCCAGACACAAAAGAGUACCUAUGUAUGACUCCAUUUAUAUGAAAUUCUAGAACAGGCGAAACUAAUCUAUAGUGACACAAAGCAGAUCAGUGGUUGCCUGGGGCCAGGGCUGGAUGGAGACUGACUGUAAACGGGUGUGAAGGGGAUCUCUGGGUAAUGGAAGUGUUCUAAAUCGUGAUGGGGCUGUGGUUGCAUAGGUGUACACACUUAUUGGACUACUGCACUGUACGUUUUCAAUGGAUGCAUUUUCUUGUAUA